AAUGCGGACACACCUUGUCGCAAUUUUGCUACAAAGGCGUGCUCGAGUUUGUUACAAAUUUUGCACAAAGUUUGCAUCAUUUUGCUAUCUGGUCAGUUUAUAGACAAGGAUAAUCAACUUCCCGUGUUACAAAUUGAAACACUUGAAGAAAUUGAUCAAGCUGUUAAAAAAGAAGAGACUGCCAAGAAAUCGGAAACUGGGAGUUUCAACGAUUCCACAAUUGAGAGUACAACAUCUGAUACUGAUAAUAACAGUGAAUACUUAGCACCUAAAAAGAGAAGAAGCUUAAAGUCAAAUUUUGAGCCAAACAAACGUUUAGCUUUUUUCAAAGGCCUUGCUUAUUUGAAAGAACUGGAUCUUGAGGCAUAUUUAACGAAUUAUGAUCUUAAAUCAGAGGCAGCAGUUGAUAACUAUAAACUGAAGGGGAUGCUAAAUGAGAGGGACCGAUCUUCAAUAACAAAUGCUAUAGUUCAUGAGAUGUUAAAAAUUAACUAUGUGCCAUUCCAGUUUGAAUAUGCAGAAAUUGUGAAGAAGAUCUGUGCUCUUUUCCCAUCUGAAGAUCCAGCUAUUUAUUACAUUCCUCCUGACAAAACGCAUAGGAAUGCUCAAGGCAAGCUACCUAAUAAGGUAAAGAAUAUUAAACAUAAUCUUAAAAAAAAGGGUGCUGGAACCCUUUCUUCUUCUCCAGUGCAAUGUACCUUGGAAAUAUUGAAAAAGUCGAAAAUUAUUGAGCCAGCUAAGCUAGAAGGAAUCAUUAAUGAAGAAGACCAUACCAUAAAAACUGCUAUUGCAAAUCUGAAACAUGAAUGUCGGGAUUCUUGGCCUACAUUGUUGAUGAAUUGGUCGGUAACACAUGCUCUUAGGCGUAAAACCUUGUUGGAAACAAGAUCAAGGGUUCAAUGUGAAGCCAAUAAAGGUCAAGAAAAAGACAACGAUACAAAUGAUGAGAGUGAAGAUGAAGAAGAGCAACUCGUCAAUGAAUAUAUAAUAAAAUGGGAUGUUUUGAAGCUUCCCAAUGGAUACCUUUUAUUAAAUCAAGACUUUAAGGAACUUUUUCCAGGAAGGGAGGAUGGUCUGUUCUCAAAGUGGGAAAUUGCGAAGGAAUUAAUAAUUGAGUUAGCAGAGACCGAGAUCUCUAUCUCUGAUAUUUUUGGAAGAGAUCUGCUAAAACAAUAUCAUACUGCUCCUGCAGACAAACGGGAUGUUAUCACAUUAUAUCUACUACCAUCUUUGUGCUGCAAGCGAGGACGAGGGAAGAGCACAGGUUACAUUCCAUCAGUGCAAGAGGCCAGAAAGUUUUUUAUUAUUCAUGUGACUAUUCCAGGUGAUCUGAGAAGAGCUGUUAAAAGGCAUUGUGCCCACCUAAAUGCCAUAGGAGCCCGUCUGCAACCGAUCCUUAUAGUUGUCGGACAGACACUGGCAAACAUAACUGCCACAUAUAUUCAAAUUGAUGGUAUUCGUUACAAGCUGAGAACACCAGUGGCAGCUCUGGAUGCUUGUCUAAAGGCAUAUCAUGCUCUAGACGCAGUAUAUCCUCAAGAGUGCAAGGUUGUAUGGUAUUUUGUACAGCACUACUUUUAUAAUUUAUAUUUGAAAGAGGACGAGAACAUCUCUCGAGUUGCAAGUUUAAUAAGUUCUCUUAAAGGACUUGCCUCAAAAAAAGAAUAAAGUAUUUAUAAACUUAUCGUAAUUUUCCAUGUAGGUUUUAGGCUAAUUUUAUCAGCUGUAAGAAGCAUGUCAUAUAUUUGUCGUGAAUGUCAUGCAACUCUGCGCUCAAUAGGUGCACUUUGCACUCAUUUGCAGAUGAUUCAUUUUUUUAAUGUUCUUAGUAUUUACACUUGUGCUCAAAAUGAUUGCAAUAGAGAGUAUGACUCUGUCAAGUCUUUCAGGAAACAUUUGAGAACAAAACAUCCUAUCAGACCCCAUUCAGAAGUCCAAGUAGUGGAAAAUAUCUUAUUACCUGAGAAUGUCAUUGAGAUUAAUCAUGACAAUGCUUCUAUAGAUGGCAAUUCUUUGAUGCCUAUAAAUGAAAAUAUACCUAAUAAUUUGCAAGGGAACAAUGUGGACAUUAGACAAUUUCAUGAAAUAACUGUCUUGAAUUUUCAAAAUUCUCUAUUUCUCAUUCUAUUUCAGUCGUCUUUGGCUCUUGUUGCCAAGUUAUACAAUGACAUUACUCUCAAUCGCACUCAAGUACAGAAUAUUCUCAGUCAUGUUAAGAAAUUUGCUUCAAAUGGUUUCUUAGAAAUGUUAAAGGAUAAAACUCUUACUGUAGUUAAGAAUAACAAUGUACCUCAGGAAGAGAUAGAAGCUUUAGAUGCUAUGUUUGCUGAAUUCCACAAUAUGUUUUCUGGUCUUGAAACUGAGACUCAACAAGUGAAUGCCCUGAGACAGAGUCAUUGUUAUAUAAGUCCCAAGUCAUAUAUUAUAAGCAUAGGUGAAAAAAUGAAAAAAAUUAAAGGUAAUUUGGCUUUGACACCAGUUGAAUGGACUGGUCAAUUUAUUUCUAUGAAACAAACAUUAAAACAGUUUUUGGAAUUGCCUGAUAUCUUUAAUGCCAUAAUGAGCAAUGUUGAAAAUCUUCAAAAUUCUGAGUCCUUUACAAAUAUCGUGCAAAGUCCUCUGUGGAGAAACAUACAACAAAAUUAUUUUGAAAAUCGUUCUGUUCUACCUCUAGAUGUGUACUUUGAUGAUGUAGAACCUGAUAAUCAAACAGGCUCCCAUUCAGGUGACCACAGCUUGGGAAUAAUGUAUUAUCGCAUCCCAUGCAUUCCACAAUAUUUGCUUUCCUCAUUGGAGAAUAUUUUUGUUGCUUGUGUAUUCUUAAGUGAUCAUAGAAAUGGCUAUAAUAGAGAGGUAUUUGAACCUGUUAUUAAUGAACUAAGAAAUCUAGAAAUAAAUGGUAUUGUCAUUCAAACAGAAUCAGAGCAUACCAUUUAUUUUGCUUUGUCUCAAAUUCUAGGAGAUAAUUUAGGGCAGCAUGCCAUAACUGGCUUUGUGGAAUCAUUUAAUGCACACUAUUAUUGCAGAUUUUGUAAAGAACACAAAAAUACCAUGAGAAGGCAAUUCAGAAAGAAUAUUUUAAUGCUUCGCAAUAGAAUAAAUUAUGAAGAUGAUGUACUAAGUAACAAUGUUUCUCAAACAGGAAUUAAGACUCGUUGUAUAUGACACGUUCUAAACUCUUACCAUGUCACUGACAAUGAGAAUCUUGUGUGCGAUUUAAUGCAUGAUUUUUUUGAAGGAGUGUGUCAUUAUGACUUAUGUGCUAUAUUAGACUAUCUCAUUAAUCAUAUGGGUUUUUUCAAUCUUGAGACUCUGAAUGAUCGUGUUCAGAACUUUGAUUAUGGUAAUUCAGGUGACAAGCCCUCAUUAAUUGCUGCAGAUCACAUUCGCAAUCAAAAGUUAAAAAUGUCUGCAUCUGAAAUGAUGUUUUUUGUAUGCCACUUAGGUUUAAUAAUUGGAGAUUUGGUGCCUGAGCAUGAUGAAGCUUGGAGAGUAUACAUAGUUCUUGCUGAAAUACUAGACAUUGUGACAGCUCCAUAUGUUAGACGGCAGUUAACCGAGUACCUUUCAAUUUUAAUUGCCGAACAUCAUGAGAUGUAUUGUAGAGUUUUUAAUAAGACCUUGAAACCUAAACAUCAUUUCAUGGUGCAUUAUCCUCGUAUUAUGAAUUUCGUAGGACCAAUGAUAAAUAUUUGGUCAAUGAGACUAGAAGGAAAGCAUCGCCCUGUCAUAAAGAGAAUAGCAGAUAAUAUGAGUUGCCGUAAAAAUUUACCUCUUUCAAUUGCAAAAAGAUAUGCACUUGCAUGUUGUGCAAGGAUUUUGAGUAAGCGAGGUUUCUCAAAUAACAUUCAGUACCAUCCAAAGGAACGCAGGCUUGUAAAUUGUGAGAACUUUGAAAUGUUUCAAAAUAUUUUACCUACUGAAUUGGAACAAUCACUUGCAGUCAAAGAAGCAGUUAUUUGUGGUACCUGCUACAAAUCUAAUAUGAUCCUUGUUAUUAAUUACGCAGAGGACUUGCCUAUAUUUGGAAACUUGUGUUGGAUAGUAAGACCACAAAACGCACAAAAGCGACCUUUCUUUCUCUUGUCAGGAUUACGGACCGUUAAUUUCAAUGAACACUUGCACUCCUAUGAAAUUAGGCCCACUGCAGAAUGGUUCCUGAUUGAGUACAAAGAUCUUGUAUCUUUUUAUCCAUCCAUUGCUCAUGUGGGGUCUGAUGGAAAUACCUAUGUGACUUUUAGACACGUAUUGUAAGUUUAUUUGUAAGCGAUUCUUUUUAUUUCAUGUAUCCAUGUAUUGUCAGCGAUUCUUUUUAUUUCAUGUAUCCACGUAUUGUAAGCGAUUCUUUUUAUUUCAUGUAUCCAUGUAUUGUAAGCGAUUCUUUUAUUUCAGCAUUUACAUAUAGGAUUCCAUAUAUUAAGAUAUUUUGUAAAAAAAUACACAAAACAUAUUGCGUA
Messenger RNA from Vollenhovia emeryi, 4457 nucleotides. RefSeq lists its product as uncharacterized. The record is from RefSeq and is a predicted model, not a curated record. Lineage: Eukaryota; Metazoa; Arthropoda; Insecta; Hymenoptera; Formicidae. The transcript has 10 exons. Bases 427 to 1668 code for a protein of 413 amino acids.